Molecule: messenger RNA, 3780 nt
Organism: Lemur catta (Ring-tailed lemur)
Lineage: Eukaryota; Metazoa; Chordata; Mammalia; Primates; Lemuridae
Gene: HAPLN4
Product: hyaluronan and proteoglycan link protein 4
Exons: 8
Coding region: 1-1575 (524 amino acids)
Biological process (GO): cell adhesion
Molecular function (GO): hyaluronic acid binding
Source: RefSeq, a predicted model, not a curated record
AUGGGGAAACUGAGGCUGCAGGAGGUGAAGCCGGGCAGACGCCGGGAUUGCGCCGCCUGCAGGGACCUGCCCAGUCCUCCCCCGGUGUGCGGAGCGCGGUCCGGGCGUGUAGGGGCCGCCGGGGAGGCGAAGGCAGGAUGCUCCCCGCACCCUGCGAGCGCCCGCCGGCCCGGUUUGCUGCAGUCUCCUGGCGCACCGAUAACCUUGCUGCCGCUGCUCCAGCUCCUCCCCCAUCCCAGCCGGGCCGGGCCGGAGGGGGAAGGACGGGGGCUCCAGGCCGUGGGUGCUGGGGGCCCGGGGUCGGGUGGGAAGCCGGGGCAGGACUCAGCGAGGGCAGCCCUGGGGCGUGGGCUUCGCGCAGGAGUGAGGGUGUGCCCUAGGGCGGCCCUCGGUCCCCGCGCACUCUUGGCGUUGGCCUGGGGAGUCCUGCUGUUCACUGCCCCAGCAGGGGCGCAGCGCGGCCGGAAGAAGGUCGUGCACGUGCUCGAGGGUGAGUCAGGCUCGGUGGUGGUGCAGACAGCGCCUGGGCAGGUGGUAAGCCACCGGGGUGGCACCAUCGUCCUGCCCUGCCGCUACCACUACGAGGCAGCCGCUCACGGCCACGACGGCGUCCGCCUCAAGUGGACAAAGGUGGUGGACCCCCUGGCCUUUACCGACGUCUUCGUGGCCCUGGGCCCCCAACACCGGGCAUUCGGCAGCUACCGUGGGCGGGCCGAGCUUCAGGGAGAUGGGCCUGGGGAUGCCUCCCUGGUCCUCCGCAACGUCACACUGCAGGACUAUGGGCGCUACGAGUGCGAGGUCACCAACGAGCUGGAAGAUGACGCUGGCAUGGUCAAGUUGGACCUGGAAGGCGUGGUCUUUCCCUACCACCCUCGUGGAGGCCGCUACAAGCUGACCUUCGUGGAGGCACAGCGCGCUUGCGCCGAGCAGGACGGUAUCCUGGCCUCUGCUGAGCAGCUGCACGCGGCCUGGCGCGACGGCCUGGACUGGUGCAACGCGGGCUGGCUGCGCGACGGCUCAGUGCAGUACCCGGUGAGCCAGCCCCGGGAGCCCUGCGGCGGCCUGGGCGGUCCCAGGAGCGCGGGGACCAGUGGAGGCGCCAACGGGGGCGUGCGCAACUAUGGGUAUCGCCACAACGCGGAUGAACGCUAUGAUGCCUUCUGCUUCACGUCCAACCUCCCGGGGCGCGUUUUCUUCCUGAAGCCGCUGCGGCCGGUGCCCUUCGCAGGAGCAGCGCGCGCGUGCGCCGCUCGCGGUGCGGCGGUGGCCAAGGUGGGGCAGCUGUUCGCCGCGUGGAAGCUGCAGCUGCUGGACCGCUGCACCGCGGGCUGGCUGGCCGACGGCAGCGCGCGCUACCCCAUCGUGAACCCGCGCGCGCGCUGUGGAGGCCGUCGGCCGGGCGUGCGCAGCCUCGGCUUCCCGGACGCCACCCGACGCCUCUUUGGCGUCUACUGCUACCGCACGCCUGGUGCCCCGGACCCUGCACCUGGGGGCUGGGGCUGGGGCUGGGCCGGUGGUGGCGGGUGGGCAGGAGGCGCGCGCGACCCUGCUGCCUGGACCCCGCUGCGCGUCUAGGCCCGGAACAGGCAGACGGCUGGGCGCUUGGCCGCUGGUCUAGAGCCCUGCGGUCCCUGGAGGCUGGCCACAUCCCCUGUGGUCCCUUAGAAACUCACCAUGGCCCCGGGGUUUCUUGAGACUAGUCAGUCCUGGCAGACUAGUACCCUGGAAUUCCUUGGAGACUGGCCAAGCCGCAUCUCUUCUGGACAGCGGAUUUUCCCUCUGCCCCAACUGUCUCCAGGAGAAGGGCCACACGCCCUGAGGACCUAAGGAGGCCAACAGACUCCCCAGUCUCCUGCAGACUGGCCGCGCCUCUCAAGACCACGUGGCAUCAGAUGAACUGCUUCCCCCGCCCCAUCUCCUGGAGGCUGGACCCCCGGGAUUGUCUGGAGACUGGCCACGCCCCCUCUGCAUCUCCCUGAGACUGAAAACUGGUCCCUUGCCGUCAGCUGGACACUGAAUCCCCUCCCUAUCAGCUGGAGAGAAUGUAGAAACCUCAGGGUUCACACCCCCGUGGUCACAUGGAGACUCUGGGCUCAGGCACUUCCAACCCCUCACAGAGACUUGGGGACUGGGUAUUCCCAUUCUCCCCUUCUCCCUGAGAGUCCCCUGAAGUUUUCAGGUAAGAGAAAUCCAUCCCUAAGUGGCUGUGGAAGACAGUCCCACUCCUCCAGUUUCAUGGGAGAAAACACUGUCAUCUGUCACCUCAAAGACGGAUCGUCAUGCCCCCAGUUGGCUGGCAUGUAGCGGCCAUGCCCUGUCCCUCAAGUAUUUAUCUGGAGGGAGGGCAAACCCGCCCCGCCCCCGACGGCCCCUUCCCUGGCUGUCACCAAAGAGACCAUCCCCGGAGGCCCAGGGACCAUAAUAAGAUCCUUGUCACUUGUUAUGGAGACCAGCUGCCCUGGUUUACCACUGUCACCAUGGUGACCAGUCCAGCUUCUACUUGUCACCUAGAAUCACACACCCCUUCCCAAAUCAGUCACAUCCAUGGAGAUGGUGCCUCCUUCCUCCAGCUGUAACCAUGAAUACCACACAAUUCCCAUCUCACCAGCCCUCCAGCCCAGAGACCUACAACUCUACUUCUGGGUGUCCCCACCCUGACUGACUACCAGGGAGAUCACCCUCCCCCUAGCUGUCCCCAGGGUGACCCAACAUUCAGUUCUCCCACUGUCACCAUGGAAACAGGCUGCCCCUUUCCCCAGGCCCACUGGAGUUCCAGGCCAUCCCCCCAACUCUACCCCUUUGGAGGACAGCUUGGACCCCACAGCCAUUGCUAUAGAGACCAAACUCUGGUGUCUGAGGUAACAGAACACCUGUCCCCCUAAGCUUUUUCUUGUCGACAGGGCCCAGCCCCACCAAGCUGUCACCAUAGAGACUGUCAGUGUUGUCCCCAUGACAACCAACCUCCCAGCUCUCAGGAAUGUCUCACCAUGGGCCCAGUGUCUCCGGUGUCUCCCACUGGGCUGCCUCCUGUGCCCCAUCUGGGGCCUGAUGGCUGCCCCUUCCCCAGAUGGACUCAGCCCCAGACAGCAUUCCCAGACAGGGCUGGACUUCAGAGCUACCAGCCGCCCUCCAUUUGCACGCUAACUACGUGCCAGAUAGCAGCUGUGCAUGAGACACCCUUGCAACACCUGGGCAUUUUCAUUGUCGCCCUGUGGAUGAGGAAACUUAGGCUAUGAUGUGCCCUAGCCGUUUGUGUUGUGCAAACACUGAGCUCCCCCUUGCCCUCUGAGACCCAAUCCUUGUCCUCACUGAGUUCCUCCCUCCUUCCCUGACUCCCACCCACAUUUUCCUCCUUAGAGAACUAGGAGGGGUGGAAUGUUUCUUCAACUUCACAAUCCACUAGGUUCUAAGGGGUGAUUUGUGCUAAGAGGUCAGGACUCAGCCAGAUUCCCCAGGAUUGACAGCCAGCUCACGGGAGAUGGUCCGUGGACAAGGCCACUCCAGCCAUAGGAGACCCCAGCUCUGAGGUCCUGCCUGGGGGAGCAUGGAGUCCCUCCUGGACCCCUCUUUACUGUUGCAUCCAUCUCUUGGUAACCCAUCUCUGAGUUUUGGAACCAAGUGGGCUUGGGUUCGAAUCCUGUCUCUUCUUGCUCACUGUGUGACCAAGGGAUAAAACCCCUCUGAGCCUGUUUCCUCCUCUACACCAGGCUGUUCUGAGGUCCCUGUGAGUGCAAAGCAUACAGCAGGGGCUUAAUAAAUCCUUGUUUCUUUUGAUGAAUG